AUUUAUUAACUUAGAAUUAUUGAAAAAUUAAUAAGUUAAAGUGUUUGGAUAUAUAAGAAGACAUUUUAAAAUAAUUUUUCUUUAACUCUUUGAAAUGAGAUUUUAAGAAAUCAAGAUUUCUAACUUUUUAAAACAACUCAUGACUUAUUAGGCGUACAAAAUAAAUAAAAGAUAAAAUUAAGUGAAACAAUUUUUAACUUAUUAACUUUUUAAUUUUUGAAACUAUAAAAACUAAUCCGAUCAUUUUUUUUAAAAAACUUUUUUUCCACUUUUAUAGACGUUUUUUUGGAUAAACUUAUGAAAUCCCAAUCACCCUCUUAAUUUAAAAAUCUAAGAGUCAUUAUUCAAUAUUGUGCUAGAUACGGUAUUUCAAACUAUUUACAAAAAACACCUUCAACCAUUUUUUUUUCCACCCCUGACAAAUCCACUAUUCUUUUUGGUUGGCGGUGGUUGUGGCGAGGGGUGGCGGUGGCGGGUGACUUGUCGCCGGUGAGAACAAUGCAAUGAAUAUUUGCACUCGAAUUUUUACAGCGACGGAAGAGUCUUUUAGUGGCGAUAUACGAGACUGGAGUUUGAGCAAAGAACGAAUUAUAAAACCCUACCGGAAGAGAGGAAGGAAAACAAAUAAAAUUGUACGCUCGAUGGAAAUUAGUGAGAGUUCGUCAACAUCACGGAAAAGACAACGAGGCGAAGUGGAGGCGAUACCUGAACCUCAAGGCUCCAAUCAAUCUCUUUCACUAGAUGUAUUAUGUCGAUGAUGUAGAAGAUAAUCUUAUAUUCAGCGACACCAUGGUUGCUCUUCGCAUGAUGCGCGGACAGUUUCCUCAUAUUGAUAAGGUUACUGUCGAGCCUUUUAUCUUACGAUCCCAAUUGUACAGCAGUGUGAAGGAUAGGACACAAGUUGAUAGAGAAUUAGAGUCAUUGAAGAGGGAGAAAGUUUUGCGCAUUUUCAAACUAAAUACUGGACAAGAUGAUCAUGCUGUAAUGUUUAUGGAAGAUUAUUUGAACCAGAUGAAACGGGCUGUGAAAAGCAUGGAAGCUAAAAAGCAAAGUGUUCUUCCAGUUUUUGAGUGGUUUGAAGUCCAUGUCAUCCAUAGCAAGCCUGAACCUUGUAUUGGACAUCAAGAGCUAUGUUCACUUUUAUCAAUAGGAGGAAAGGUAAAAGAUGAGGACAUAUCUCUUUUGAUAAAUGCUGGUCUUCUGACUCGUCAGCUUAUCGACCCUGACAUGUACUGGUUUGCAAUUCCAAAUAUCGGCUCACUUCUCAAGGCCCUCACACAGGGAAGAAAAGAGGUGAUGUCUCUACUUAAUCGUAAGAAAUACAAAGAGAUGAUGUUGAGUCUUGUUGAGAAGAAACGUCUGCGUUUCUCACCUUUGGAUAUCAGAUUUCAUCUGCGUGAUCUGCUUGGAUCUGGUCAUCUCAAAACACUCCACACGCCAGGUGGCAUAGUCAUUCGAGUCGUGAAGGAUUGAAAUUUGGUAAACACAAUACGCUACGCCUUCUGCUCUACCUAUAUAUAAUAUAUUAAUAUUUAAUAUACACUUUUCCUUUUACGUAAUCGUGUUUCAUUCAUCUUUUCUUGUCUUUUAUUUCAAAAUGCUCAUGUUCUGGUUGGUGGAUGCUCAUUCGUGAACCUUAUGAUUAUUUGUAAAUCUUGUCGCCUUUUUCUUUAUUCGUGCGAAACCUAUGCUUCAAAUUGUAAAAUUAUGAUGAAAUUAAGAAGACUCCAAAUGUUGCAUUUUCA
Lactuca sativa (garden lettuce) is the source of this 1745-nucleotide messenger RNA. RefSeq names its product Serine/Threonine-kinase. Lineage: Eukaryota; Viridiplantae; Streptophyta; Magnoliopsida; Asterales; Asteraceae. The record is from RefSeq and is a predicted model, not a curated record.